AUGGCCCCUCAUGGAGACAUGACGCCGUGGACUGGCGAUUCGAGGGCGGUAGCAGGCGGGUCUAGUGAUGAUAAAGAUGGUAUAACAUCUGAGGACUACAUCAGGUCUGUAGGCGACUCAAGGAAGGUGACCAUUAAGGAUGGCGAAGGCCUCAGGAUGGAGCUCUCUGAGUUAGAAGAAUACCGCGAGUGUAUCCUUGCGGCUCCAGUACUAGCGGACGGCACCAUAACUACUGCUUGGGUUGACCCAUCCAAGAUUGCUGAAAAGUCCUUAUUUUGCGUUGAGGUUGUUGGGGCCGCAUGUUCUAUCAUAGACUUAGGGGAGCAAUUUGCAUGGAUUGGCGCUUCACUCCGGUCUUCACCCCAUCCACAAGGGGUUUCCUAUAGCCGGCCGAUAGUUCAGAGCUUCAAAGUGUUCCACGAUAAUUCUCAAUCCAACGGUCAAUGUUGGCACAACCAGUUCCGGAACCCUGUGAUGGGGGAGGGGUAUCCGAUUGCUCGAAGGUCUCAUCCUGAAGCUGCAAAUGACCUGGAUAUUCCGUUUUAUACGAUGGCAAUACUAGCACGCUCCCGAUACGUGAAUAAGUUCGCUGGCAAGACUGUUAUAAAAGGGUUCUCAACAAUGCUUGUUCCCACACGCCAGUAUGGGAAUGUGAUCUUAUGGCAUCUGGUACAUGAUCAACACGGAGAUCGGGUAUCAUACCUUGAAAGCCUCGUCAUGCACACGGAGGAAAUCAGAAUCCAACAACGGCGAGGGGCGCGUCAUGUGCUUGGGUGGUGUUUGGAAGCAAUGUUUCUUGCGGGAACAAUGGAUGCCAAAUAUGACAUAAGGCGCUCGCGACUCCCGAGGACCGGAGCGGACUGCCUUCUUCAGAAAACCUCCGUAUCGGGCGGCCAGAUGAUCACAGGCGGCUUACCAUUCAGUAUUGGAUAUAAGGACUCGCCAUAUCAUGUUUCGCGAAGUGGCUACAUACGAAAGCUGAAGUGGAUUUCCAGGAAAUUCAUAGUACUUUGGGACGAGGAAUCCAAACAGGGCUGGUUGGUGAACGGCACUAGUGCUCCUCUGCAUCUGGUCCGCGCCUCGUUAGCGCAUAACAGCAACGACAAGUUUGCCUCCGAGUUUCUCUUCCGAAAUGAGGAUAUGCAGGAAGCCACACAGCAUUCAUAUAAAUACGACUCAGCCAUUUCAGUGCUUUUGAGCCGCGUAAACCGGGAGCUCAAAAUCUACCUAGAGAAGCAUGGCUAUGUUCUAUUUGAAGAUCGAGUGGAGCACCAGUUUAACAUCUUGGAGCAGAUAAUUGAUCAUCAAGUUAGUGUAGCCGGACAUAAUGAUACUCACUAUCGGAGCAACAAUAUCCCACGAGCACACCUCGAAGGCUGGGACUUCCAUGAUCUUGCCAAGGAUGCCUGGAUAGAGUUCACAAGAUCUAUUCAUGCGGUCACCGUGCUGGGACGGGGUUUUGGAGAAAUAAUGAAGCCAGCCAACACAACUUGUUCUCACGUCGCAGAUUUGAUGGAUAUCAUGGAGUCUAUUGGUGAUGCCACUGCAAGCCCACCAAAGCUCACGAAGAGCCUAGACUGGCAAAAUCCGGAGACUGCCUUCGCCCACUGUGGAUGCACUGGAGACAGUAAUAACGAACAUAUUGACGUUGUCCAGGUAAUUCUUCCUCCAGGGACUAGCGAUGCCUCCCCUAUGGAGCCACAUCGGAAUAAACCCUUGCACUGGAAAUAUACUGUUGACCCUGUGAGGGGCAAACCUCAAAGCCUUGACAGGGUUUGUCUCUCACCUUCAAUGGAGAGUGACGGCGUUCAGUUCCUUGAAUUUUCUGUUACUCCAUCGAGUCAGACAUCUGUCUCCAUACCCACUGCGUCGGUCACGGAUAGAUUGUCUGCAAAAUCUAGGUUCAGGGCCGUAACAACAAAUAAGUACACUGUGGGUAUUGUAUGCGCACUGACACUAGAGCUACUUGCAGUGCGUGCUUUAUUUGACGUGACGCAUACCAACAGUGACGGGAUAAUUUCGCAUGAAGAUUCAAAUCACUAUGCCUUGGGCGAAAUAGGAAAACAUAGAGUUGUGGCAGCCUGCCUGCCUGAAGGCGAAUACGGGACCAAUUCUGCAGCAUAUGUCGCAGCCAACUUGAGAAGAACGUUCCCAGGCGUCAAAUUUGCCCUUCUCGUUGGGAUCGGAGGUGGUGUCCCUUCUCCCGCCAAUGACAUCCGACUGGUUGAUGUGAUUGUGAGCAGACCUGCCGGAUCCACCACCGGACUCAUAAUGACGGCCGGGAGCAAUCUGAGGUCGGAUCCACAUCUUUCUGCUUGCCCACUCCAGGAACGCCUCGACGACAUCAUCGCAUGCAGAAGGGAAUAUAAAUACCCCGGGAAGGAGCAGGGCCAGCUUUUCAACAGCGAUUACGUGCAUGACUCGAGACACGCUACAUGCGAUUCUUGGGACGUUUCUCAGGCGUCCAUGCGAGCCGGCCGACCUAAUAGUCAUCCGCAUAUUCACUAUGACACGAUUGCGUCAGGAAAUCGAGUUGUCAGAAAUGCGAAGCUCCGCGACCGUUGGAGUCAAGAAAGCAACGUUCUGUGCUUCGAGAUGGAAGCCGCGGGCAUCAUGAACACCCUCCCAUGCUUGGUUAUCAGGGGGAUUUGCGAUUACUCGGAUAGUCAUAAAAGUAAAGGGUUCCAGGAAUAUGCAGCCGCGACGGCUGCAUCUUAUGCUAAGCUUUUGCUAUCUUACGUGGAGGAUUUGAAUGACUUGGGGAACGUCGGGUCGGCGUCAGAUAGUAAGAAGCAAUUGCUGCCCUUGCGCUUGUUAAAGAAGGGUCACUCAUUUUUCGGUCGGUAG
This is a messenger RNA of Aspergillus alliaceus, 2847 nucleotides long. Its product is annotated as Pfs domain protein. Gene Ontology annotation, molecular function: catalytic activity. NCBI's taxonomy places the organism in Eukaryota, Fungi, Ascomycota, Eurotiomycetes, Eurotiales, Aspergillaceae. The transcript has 9 exons. The record is from RefSeq and is a predicted model, not a curated record. Bases 1 to 2847 code for a protein of 948 amino acids. Gene Ontology annotation, biological process: nucleoside metabolic process.